This is a messenger RNA of Cylas formicarius (sweet potato weevil), 1529 nucleotides long. RefSeq names its product protein farnesyltransferase/geranylgeranyltransferase type-1 subunit alpha (gene Fnta). Gene Ontology annotation, biological process: protein geranylgeranylation; protein farnesylation. Gene Ontology annotation, molecular function: CAAX-protein geranylgeranyltransferase activity; protein farnesyltransferase activity. The transcript has 5 exons. Gene Ontology annotation, cellular component: CAAX-protein geranylgeranyltransferase complex; protein farnesyltransferase complex; cytoplasm. Bases 147 to 1145 code for a protein of 332 amino acids. NCBI's taxonomy places the organism in Eukaryota, Metazoa, Arthropoda, Insecta, Coleoptera, Brentidae. The record is from RefSeq and is a predicted model, not a curated record.
UGAGCUGAUUUCGAAAAUGUGGCACCCCGGAUGACUAUCAUUGCGCAGAAUCCAAAGUAUGGAUUCUAAAAAUUUUCGUGCUAACCUCAAAUGGGUGCGCGGUUGGGGUGAUGUUUCUUUUCGUUUUAGUUAGUUUGUAGUUAAAAAUGAGCGAUUACAGUAGCGACGAAAACGAAGACGGUUAUGUUUUGUAUAGGGAUCGGCCUGAAUGGAAAGAUGUUACGCCCGUAGCGCAAGACGACGGGGAUCACCCUGUCGUUGCUAUUGAUUAUACUGAAGCCUUCAAAGAUUGCUACGACUACUUCAGGGCUGUCGUUAAGAACAAAGAAAUAUCUGAGAGGGCUUUGGAACUGACUAAAACUGCCACUUCUCUUAAUCCUGCGAAUUACACGGUGUGGCAGUACAGACGAGAAAUUUUAAAGGGCUUGAACAAAGAUCUCGAACAGGAGCUUGAUUAUAUCCAGCGCAUGAUAGUGAAACAGCAAAAAAAUUACCAAGUAUGGCACCACAGAAGGGUCAUAGUCGAGUGGCUGCAGGACCCUUCCAAGGAGAAAUAUCUGACAAGCGUCGCUCUAGGUUUAGACGCGAAAAAUUAUCACGCUUGGCAACAUAGGCAGUGGGUUAUUAAGACAUUUAACCUAUUUGAAGAAGAACUGAAUUAUGUUGAGCUCCUUUUGGAAGAGGACGUUAAGAACAAUUCGGCUUGGAAUCAGAGGUAUUUCGUGGUCAACAAUACAACAGGGUUUACCCAAGAAGUACUAGACAAAGAAAUAGAUUACACUCUCAGCCAGAUCCAGAAACUCACUGAAAACGAAAGCGCGUGGAAUUACUUGAGGGGGCUCCUGCUACACGAUAAGGGCGGGCUCGGUGAAAAUAAAAAAAUCACAGACUUUUGUGAGGAGCUGUACACGAACGGCAGCAGGUCGCCAUUUCUUUUGUCUCUUAUUGUGGAUAUGUGCUACGAACGCGCCGCCGGAAGCAAGGGUGACGAAUUGUACGGGCUAGAUAGAGCCAAACGGUUGUGCAAAGCCUUGGCAGAAGAAUAUGACACAAUCCGCGCAAAAUAUUGGGUUCACAUGGCAGAGACCAUUGAGAAAAGGGCGCGUGGCGAGACUGUGGAAGAGCCUGGCCCCAGUACCGAUUAGUAUAUUCCAAUUUGUGGUGUUUCUUUUUUUGUGCUGCGUGGGAUAUUUGUUUCUUGGUUCAAAUGGCGUAAAAUUUGUGAUACCGUUUUUUAUUAAUAAGUUGAUGUUUUUCAAAAAUGUUUUUCAUUUAGUAACCUCUAUGUCUCUGGCAAGCAACCGGUGCUGGAAGAGGGAGGGAAGCAACUUUGAAAUCUUAAAUCGAAACCUCCAUUUUCCUAAACAAAAACGUCAUAUUUUGUCAAAAGGUUUCUUUUGCAUUCUCAGUAGAUGACGCUGAAAUCGCAAAAAAUGUGAUGUUUCUUGUUCGGGCAGGGGGGUCAUGUUUGGCGUUAUUUAAUAAUGUUCUAAUUCAAUCUCUAAAGCAUGAAUUGUAUUCUAAUCACU